Molecule: messenger RNA, 1503 nt
Organism: Glarea lozoyensis ATCC 20868
Lineage: Eukaryota; Fungi; Ascomycota; Leotiomycetes; Helotiales; Helotiaceae
Product: ALDH-like protein
Exons: 7
Coding region: 1-1503 (500 amino acids)
Molecular function (GO): succinate-semialdehyde dehydrogenase (NAD+) activity
Source: RefSeq, a predicted model, not a curated record
AUGACGUCUAAGCUUCCGUUCGAGCUCAAAAAUUCCGGGCUCUUCAAAGAAAAGUCUUACGUCAAUGGAAACUGGGUAGAAUCUAAAUCUGGAAAACGAUUCGACGUUAUUGAUCCAGGAAGUGGCAAAGUAUGGGCAUCAGCUCCAGACAACAAUGCCGACGACGUCGAUGUCGCCGUAAAAGCCGCUUACGUAGCUUUCGAGAGCUACAAAAAGACGACGCCCAAAUCCAGAGCGCAAUUGCUCCUCAGAUGGGAUGCUCUUAUUCGAGAAAACAGGGACGACAUUGCUAAUAUCGUCACGUAUGAGACUGGAAAGCCACUUGCGGAGUCUCAGGGCGAGUUGGAUUAUGCAUUGGGUUUUACUUGGUGGUUCGCGGGUGAGGCGGAGAGAGUCACGGGAACUAUUCAGACACCUUCGGUUCCAGGACGGAGAAUCUUGACUGUCAAGCAGCCUGUUGGUGUUGUUGCUGCUCUUGUGCCGUGGAAUUUCCCAAUUGCUAUGGUGUUGAGAAAAGCUGGUGCAGCAUUGGCAGCUGGUUGCACUCUUGUAGUGAAACCCUCACCCGAAACACCACUUUCCGUAUUAGCCCUCGCAAAUCUGGCAGAACAAGCUGGAUUCCCGAAAGGUGCCUUCAAUGUCCUGACAACGAGUCUGGAAAAUACGCCACCAUUGAGUGAAGCUCUAUGUCGCCAUCCGUCUGUAAAGAAAGUCACAUUUACUGGAUCGACUCGAGUUGGCAAAUUGGUAGCAAAGCACUGCGCUGACGGUCUCAAAAAACUUACUUUGGAACUAGGCGGCAACUGCCCCUUCAUAAUCUUCGACGACGCAGACCUAAACCAAGCCGCCGACGCACUCAUGGGCCUCAAAUGGCGACACGCAGGCCAAGCCUGUAUAACUGCCAACCGCGUCUACGUCCAAAGCGGCGUCUACAAAGCCUUUUCCGACCUCAUCGCCCAAAAAACAUCCAAAUUAGUAGUCGGUCACGGCUCCGAGAAAUCCUCAACAAUGGGCCCGGUAACCACGCCCCAAGGUCUCACGAAAGCCGCCAACCAAGUCGAAGACGCCAGAAAACAAGGCGGUCAGAUCAUCCUCGGCGGAAACAAGAUCGAUGGAAAAGGCGGAUAUUUUUUCGAGCCCACGAUCAUCACGGGUGCGAAGAAGGAGAUGUUGAUUACGUCGGAAGAAACAUUCGGUCCCGUCUUAGCGCUUUACGAGUUUCAGGAUGAGGAAGAAGCUGUGAAAGCAGCGAAUGAUACGAGUAUGGGUCUUGCAUCCUAUUUCUUCACGAAGAAUGUGGAUCGUACGUGGCGGCUGUUGGAGAAUUUGGAGGCGGGCAUGAUUGGGAUGAACACUGCACGUUUAGGAGCCAUGUCAGCGGCGGAAUCUCCGUUUGGAGGGAUCAAAGAGUCGGGAUAUGGGAAGGAGUCCGGGAAGGAUGUUGCUAUUAAUGAGUAUCUGGUAACUAAGACGGGGACUAUGACGCUUGAUGGACAUUUUUAG